AUGCUCGCAACUUACCUAAUCGUAACUGUGGCAACAGUUGUGAUUGUCAGGUGGCUGAAAAAGUAUUUAGCCUAUCGCGCCUUGUUCAACAACUUACCCGGAGAAACCGACUUCAGCUACCUAACUGGCACUAUGCACAAGAUCCCAGGUACCAAUGAGGACGGGUUGGCCUACGAACGUGAAAAUGCGCGCAAGUAUAAAUAUUUUCACAGAGUCUGGGCGGGUCCAUUGUUGCCGGCUUUGCUUCUGUACCACCCGGACACAAUCAAGGCCGUUAUCAAGUCUCAGGCCCCCAAGCCCCGAGGCAAACUCCUCGCCACAGCCUACGACAUGGGCGUCCGCUGGCUGGGCGAGGGCUUGAUCAUCGCCAACGGAGACAGAUGGGCUCGCAGCCGACGUCUUCUGACCCCAGCCUUUCACUUCGACAUCUUGAAGUCUUAUCUGGACAUUUACAACAAGUGUGCCGACAUCUUGAUUAACAAAAUAUCGACAUCAAGUUCUGGAGGCAAGAGUAUGGAAAUGUACUCACUCAUCAACAUGCACGCGCUUGAUAUCAUUCUCAGAUGUGCUUUCUCUUACAACUCCGACUGUCAAACUCUAGAGUCUGGGAAUGAGUAUGUCAAGGUCAUUUCAGAACUGCAGAGACUGUGGUCAAAGAGAGCCCUACAACCGCAUCUGUUCGUAGAGUUAAUCUAUAGCGUCUCCACUGACGGGAAACGUUUCUACAAACUAUGCGACAUCGCACACCAAGUGUCUGAGGACGUUAUCGAGAAGAGGAGAGGGGAACUGGAGAGAGAUCCAAGUCUGGCAUCGCAGAAGAAAGUCAAAGAUUUUCUAGAUCUCCUGCUGUCCGCCAGAGACGAUGAUGGCCAAGGUUUGAGUCCUGUGGAACUCAGGAACGAAGUGGACACCUUCAUGUUUGCAGGUCACGACACAACAGCCAGCGCUAUGACUUGGACACUGUACGCCUUGGCUGGACACCCAGAGUGUCAGGAGAGGGUCUACGAGGAGAUUAACCAGCUCUUGGGGGACAGGCAGGAUUUGGAGUGGGGUGACCUGGCCAACUUGGAGUACACAACCAUGUGUCUCAAAGAAGCCAUACGCCUCCACGGUCCAGUGCCUCUGAUUGAGAGACUCACUUCGGAGGAUUUAAGUAUUAAUGGGACCAUCAUCCCAGCAGGUACCCGGGUGGCCUUCUACCUGUACGUGCUCCACAACAACCCCCACAUCUGGGACGAGCCGCAUGAGUUCAGACCCGACCGGUUCCACCCAGACAAACAGCGGCACAUGGAUCCAUUCCAGUACAUCCCAUUCUCCGCCGGAGCCAGAAACUGUAUCGGGCAGAACUUUGCCAUGAACGAGAUGAAGACGACCAUUGUCAAGGUCAUCCGAAAGUUUCAGCUGUCUCUCGACCCACAAAACCAGGCCAGACGAAACAACGUAGUCACCAUGAAACCAGAAAACGGCGUCUAUUUGUAUGCCACUCCUCGUUCAUAA
This is a messenger RNA of Candidula unifasciata, 1497 nucleotides long. The record is from the annotation of a GenBank genome assembly. Lineage: Eukaryota; Metazoa; Mollusca; Gastropoda; Stylommatophora; Geomitridae.